This is a messenger RNA of Aspergillus nidulans FGSC A4, 993 nucleotides long. RefSeq lists its product as uncharacterized. NCBI's taxonomy places the organism in Eukaryota, Fungi, Ascomycota, Eurotiomycetes, Eurotiales, Aspergillaceae. The transcript is spliced from 2 exons. The record is from RefSeq and is a predicted model, not a curated record. Bases 1 to 993 code for a protein of 330 amino acids.
AUGGGUCUUAUGCGGUAUCAUCGUCGGCAUCACUUCCGUGUUGCAAUAACUGUCGCAUCAAGCUGCUCGCUUGCAAGAUCAUCUUAUCUAACUCUGUGUGGCAUAGCAGAAAACGGGACGCCUAUACGUACAAACAGGACAAACCAACGUUGGUUGAGAGACCAGCCUACAGGCCAACUCCGCCUGACCACAAGGCGUGAGCGCAACACCACAGCCAAGCCUCUCACAGAUUGCAGCAUGCCAGCAAUGCAGUUGUGCUGCGCUCUAUGCAAAGCACAGGGCCACUGCGGCGCACGGAGCCCACCCUCAGUUCCUGGCGCUGAAGGAACCAGUCCGCGAUGGGGUGGAGAGCAGCCACUGCCCGCAUACGUACGCCUCAUCACAUCUAAUAAUACGACCCAUGGUUUCCCGACUUUUGUCCGGACUAGCGGCUAUCAGUCUGUUGAGAUGGCCAAGGCAUUCUUUGGGACCUGGGCAGUUAAGCUUCAACCAGUUUUACUGGGCCACUUUGGUGAGAUACGAUCAUGCCUCGUUUUCUCGGGAAAUUGCGGGUCAGGACCGCUUGCGGGCGCCAGUGCUGCUGCUCGAGCGUUUAUUAUUGCUGCCUCACCAACAGAGGAUACCGGCAUAGCAUGGCAUGGUGUUGCAUGGCGUGGUGCAAAAUGGCUUAGUGAUCGAUCACACGGAUACGAUGUCUUGGGCCUCCCGAGCGAGGACCUGGUCCUUGCGCAAACACUACGGAGCGCGUUGCGGACGACAACUGCGUCCAAAAGUCUGAAUAUCACCGCCAAAGUCCGUUUAGCCGAUUAUCCUCAAAAUAUCCCGUCUGGACACGUCUCCGGCUGGACUACGAUCUCUGCUGGAGACUCUGGAGACCGAAAAGAUGGAGCCCGAACCGCAAUCUCAGCCUUGGAGUCUGGUCCUGGCAGGAUGAUGUACGGGUCUAAUUUGGCGCGCAAGUCCCCCGUUGUCGAUCCCUCUGAGGCCUCCUGA